This is a messenger RNA of Fusarium vanettenii 77-13-4, 774 nucleotides long. RefSeq lists its product as uncharacterized. The record is from RefSeq and is a predicted model, not a curated record. Bases 112 to 573 code for a protein of 153 amino acids. The transcript is spliced from 2 exons. Gene Ontology annotation, cellular component: mitochondrion. Lineage: Eukaryota; Fungi; Ascomycota; Sordariomycetes; Hypocreales; Nectriaceae.
CGACACCCACGACGUUACGCGCCGAUUCUCACGUACGGGAACCGAAUCUCCCGGCUCAAAACUCUACGAUCCGCCCAGGUCCGAGCUCCGCGAGCUCGAUUCAUGGCCGCAAUGGCCACCCAGAACCCGUCGGCGCCGGAGGAGAGGUUGGGGGUGCCUUCGAGGAAUCCGCUACCGCUUUCGGCAUCGCAGGAGGCUCAGGUUAGAGAUAUCUUUUACCAGAGGGUUCGGAAGGAGUGUGCAGAGGAGAUCAAGGCUUUUGCCGCCUGCGCCCUCGGCCGAACAUUCACCGUCUCAUUCGCCUGCCGUCCCGAGCACCGAACCAUGAAUAGCUGCAUGAAGCUUCAUGCAACGCAAGCCAACCACGACGCCGCGCGGGAGGAGUGGUUCGCGUUACGAAUCGAGAGACAGAGGGAGAGGGAGCGCAAGGCCAAGAUGGCAGCUGCGCAGGAAGAGUUUAUGCGCGAGUGGUGGGGUUUACCCGAGCACGUCCGGCUGUCGAGGCAGAAGGAGAUGGAGCAGAGGGGGGAGAGGAUACACGGGCUCACAACCAAGGACAGACCAGAGAAGUAAAGAGUCAGGAUGUGAGGGCGAGUAAAGAGACAAGGACAAGUAAAGAGUGGCUGGGAGAGCUAGUGUUGCAUCUGCGGCGUUUGGGAGGAUAUUGACAUCUACGCCGCUCUGACACGAGGGGUUUAACUGUACAGUUGAGGACGAUGGGAUUAUGGUGGUGAAUGUAAGAAUACAAGACAAGCGUCAAGCACAAGAAUAAAA